AUGCCCAACGGAUAUCGAAGUCAGCCAAUAACAGGAUUUACUGGAUAUAUUCCUGGAGCGAAAUGGCAGGUUGGUAGCAAAUAUGUGCCGCCGAGCUAUUCCAACGCGGAACGGGUAAUGAAUGAUGAUCGAAUGGAGCUGGAGCAAGCUCGAACACGCGGUUCGGACGGAUAUGAUAAAAUGUCAAGUAGCGACACAAAUACUAUGAAGAAUUUUUCGGAAAUGUCCAAUGAAGAACUACGUGAACAAUUGCAACAGAUGCAAAUGAAUAUGCAACAACUUCAAUUGGCAAUGAGCGCCCAACGCGAAGAGAGACCUAUUGAACGCGAUAUACCUGGAAAUGCAAGAAGCUCGCGUCGAGUGGAGAGAAUGGAUGAGCAAAGCAAACAACGAAGCAAAAGUGUUCCGAAAAAAGUCGAAAGCAAUCCAUUUGAUGGUGUAGAAAGUGGCUGGUGGAGUAAAGGAGAAGUUCAAAGGAAUAAGGAGCGACGCGAAAUUGCCGACAGCGGGUACACCAUUUCAGGAGGCAAUUUCGAACAACGCCCGCCGAGUAGAAAACGGCAAUCGAGGCGGUUUGAAAUGGCAGAUAGCGAGGAGAAUGAUAUACCCGCCGCCGGGUACAGCGGACAUAUCCAAGGACUCCGCCAAAUUGGUGUUGGAAAGUCGUUCAACACCGCUGCCAAACAAGCAAAAAAAGAGUAUAUUGAAAGACGGCGGACUUAUAGUGGAAGCCGUGAUAUUCUCAAUAAUCGGAUGAGGGGCGUUCAGUAUAGCGAUGAGGAAGUCCUUAAUAACACCGUCAAGCUUCCCGAUAAUCGGUUUUAA
Caenorhabditis bovis is the source of this 825-nucleotide messenger RNA. Lineage: Eukaryota; Metazoa; Nematoda; Chromadorea; Rhabditida; Rhabditidae. The record is from the annotation of a GenBank genome assembly.